AUGUUUGAAGCAGGUAUAGACGUCAAUGCCCAGGGUGGAUACUAUGGGAACGCACUUCAAGCUGCUGCCCAUUAUAACAGAGAAGGAAUGUUUCAUAUACUGCUUGACGUAGGCGCAGAUGUUAAUGCCCAGGGUGGAGAAUAUUGGAACGCCCUUCAAGCUGCUACCUGUUCUGAUGACGAAGAAAUGGUAAAGAUGGUGCCUGACGCAGGCGCAGAUGUCAAUGCCCAAGGCGGAAAACAUGAAAACGCACUUCGAGCUGCUGCUGUCUCUUGGAAUAGGGAAAAAUAA
Bipolaris zeicola 26-R-13 is the source of this 291-nucleotide messenger RNA. RefSeq lists its product as uncharacterized. Bases 1 to 291 code for a protein of 96 amino acids. The transcript has a single exon. Gene Ontology annotation, molecular function: protein binding. Lineage: Eukaryota; Fungi; Ascomycota; Dothideomycetes; Pleosporales; Pleosporaceae. The record is from RefSeq and is a predicted model, not a curated record.